UUAUAUAUUCUUGAAGAGCAACAAUUAUCACAUCAUAAUUCUGCUUCAGCUUUUGAGAGUUGUAUUGUUUUAGUUAUUUAGCCGAUUUAUGUUUGAAAAAAUGGAUUCUUUUUUUUUUUAAUUAUUUGCUAGUUUGAAAAAAAUGCAUUCUUUUAGCUGAUUGGAUUUUGAUACUUUUCUUAGCCAUCUAUUUUACUUCAUACAAUCAUGGCCCUUUCGCCUUGAACUUUCUUUAUGCAUAAUUUUUAAAUGCAUAAGGGAAUUCAUAUCAUACCAUGCUUGAUUCUUUUGGGAUUUUGGUUUUUCUGAUAUAUCUCUUCAGAAUUUUGCUAAGUUUUUCAUUUUAUCAUGCUGUGAGAGUUGAGUAGAUUGAGAAUUUUUCAAUAAAAAUGGUGGCCUAAUGCAUGAAGCUGCCACCAUUGUUCAUAGAGCCUUAAGAAAAAAUAGCACCAAGAUUCCAAGAACAUAUAUACUUCGUUGCGAACCGAGCUAGUAUCCAUUACUCAUGAGUUUCAUGGCAGGAUCUGAAGGCCAUACUUGGCAACCAACCAUGAGUGCAGAUACUACUGUAUCAAGUUAUUGGUUGAAUUGGAGGUUCUUUUUGUGUGUACUAUGGAUUUUCUCCUCUAUGGCUUUAGCAUCUUAUCUACUAUGGAGAUACGAAGGAUUCGAGCAAUCGGAGCCAGAGAGCACAGAUGAUCAGCCAGAACCGGCUUCAUUGGUUUAUGAAGAUGAAGCAUGGAAUACAUGUCUUAUUGGAAUUGAUCCUUCUUGGCUGCUAAGUUACAGAAUCAUUUCAUUUCUUGUGCUUUUGGCUUUGAUCAUCGCCAAUGUUGCGGCCGAUGGAGCUGAAAUUUUUUACUUCUACACUCAAUGGACCUUUGUUUUGGUCAUCAUUUACUUUGGGGUUGGAUCAUGUUUCUCCUUUUAUGGAUGUUAUUAUAAACAAAAUAAAAUUGAAGGUAGCACAGUGAAUCAUGCUUAUUUGGAUGCAGAGCAAGGCAUUCCCAAGAGUCCAAAUGUUCAUCAGCAUCCCCAUGCUCGCGAAAUUGCCGGUGCAUGGGGUUACAUUUUCCAAAUAAUUUUUCAGAUUUGUGCAGGUGCUGUAAUGCUCACUGACUCUGUGUUCUGGCUUAUCCUCUAUCCGUUGCUGACAGCCAAAGACUACAAUCUCGAUAUUUUUAUGUUUUUCAUGCACUCCAUUAACGUUGUUUUCGUGCUCGGUGACACAACACUGAAUUGCAUGAGAUUUCCAAAGUUUCGAUUUGCAUAUUUUAUGCUGUGGACGUGCAUAUUUGUGAUUUUUCAGUGGAUCCUCCAUGCUUGUGUUUCAAUGUGGUGGCCUUAUCCUUUUCUUGACUUGUCAUCCUCAUUUGCACCCUUAUGGUACCUAGCCGUGGCUCUAAUGCAUAUUCCAUGCUACGGCAUAUUCUCCAUACUAGUGAGGCUGAAGCAUUAUUGGUUAUCAAGAUCGUUUCCUGGGUCCUGCCGUUUUGUUCCCUGGUAGAACAUUAAUGAUUAAUCCACAAUGUUAAUCAACCAUUGGUCUUGGCCUUCUAUGGAUUAGGUUUAGGCAAUACCAUACGAUACACCAAAAAGAAUAGCAAAUUUUAAUAGAUUGUUCCAUUUUUUUUAGAUAAGGGACGAAAAUUUAUAUUUCAAAAUUAGUGUAAAUUGUUUUUCUAUUUCAAAACUAACUGUAUAUGAGUACGAUUUGAGUCUGAGCAACACUGUUCUGGAAUGAUGAGUUGAAUUUUAAUACAGUAAUAUAUAUCAAAACUUUG
Molecule: messenger RNA, 1784 nt
Organism: Arachis stenosperma
Lineage: Eukaryota; Viridiplantae; Streptophyta; Magnoliopsida; Fabales; Fabaceae
Exons: 8
Coding region: 506-1507 (333 amino acids)
Cellular component (GO): membrane
Source: RefSeq, a predicted model, not a curated record